AGAGAACUAGGUGGAGGACGAGAGAUAUAGAUAGAGGGGAGAAAAAGAGAGAGCCAAGGGAGUGAGAGAGAUAAUAGAGGGAGGGAGAAAUAGAAAUAGAAGAUAGGGUGAGAGAAAAAGAAGACAGAAAGAUAAAAAGGGACAGAGAGUGAGAAACAAAUAGAAGAGGAGAGAGAACAGAGGGGGAGGGCAGAGUAAGAAAUAGAAAAGGAAAGAGACUGAGGGAGGGAGAAAGAAAGAGGCAGAUAGUGGGGUACAGAAAAGAGAGUGUAAGGGAGAAAGGGACACGGAGGUUUUAACAUAGAGAGGGAGAAGACAGUGGAAUAGAAACAGAGAGGAAUUUGGAGAAAGAAUAGAGAAAGAGUGAUAGAGACAGACACAGCUUCGUUAUGUACACAGAUUGGCAUUAAAAGAAGCUGAGGGAUAAUCAGCAAUGCGGUGGUGUCUAACAUGGUUAUAUACAUGGGUGGAGAUAUGAAGAGAAAAGGGGUAUAUAUAUUCUGGUAAACGUAGUAGAGAAAAACUGACAUGCUGUGAUUAUUUUUAUUUAUAGUUUUAUUGGAGUUAAGAAGGGCUGAGAAAUAGACUCAUGGACAGUAAGGUAAACUGGUAAAGGGAGUGAGGAGACAGGGUGAUAAACAAAGGGGCACUUGUAUUCAGAGUGAGAGUGGGACAGGAAAAGAUAUUGAGAUGUAAAAUAAGGUGCAGCAAGGUAUACAAUUAACAGCAAUUGAGAACUAUAUAGAAGAAAGUGUGAGGUAUAAAAAUAACGCUGUUAAAAAGGGAAAAUACACUUAGCAGAAACAAGUUCAAUGAAAUUUUAAAAGCUAGGUCUCUGUCCCUUGAUUUAGAUGGAGAUAACUGAGCACCAGGGUGAAUGAGGUACAUGAAGCAGUGAUAAAACUAGGACCCUUAGAGAGAAAUUGACACUUGGUUGAGGCAGAGAGAGCAUUCAUUGAUAACGACAUCUGGGAGGAAAAAAAGUGUAAAAUUUUAGUGUGAGAAGUUUGCUCAGAAAAACAAAGAAGCAGUGUCAGAGGCACAGAGAAACAAGACUUCUGUUAAGACACAAAUACAGAGGGACAGAGUGAGAGAAAAACUAAUUCAGGAACAAAAUGCAGAAAGUGCAGGGUUAGCCAAAGCAAUUGAACUUAUUGUGACAGACAGGUGGAUAGGAGGUGUCUGGAUCAUAGUACAGAAAGUGGAGUCUGAGAUUAAGAGACUGACGCAGAGUCAGGAUAUAGAGGGACAGAAAAUAAUCAGGGGCAGGGGAAGAUUUACAGAACUGGAUACUGAGAGAGAAGUGGAAAGAUUAUGAAGAGGUGUUCAGCACUGAAGUAAUCGGUCUAUUUUAGGAAUAAAACACUGGUUAGGAGUUUAUAUUGGGCUUAAGUUGGGGACAGGUUGGAUUUGAGAACAUUAAAGGAAAAGAGCAGUGACACAGGAGAGGAUGUAAGGAAAAAGAGUGGGAGAAUCAAUAAUUGUUUUGUGCAAAUUAUUAGGCAUUGUAGAGGUAGAGUGGGAGUACUAGCGUGUAUAGAGUGCUUGCAGGAGCAGCCGACACGCUCAGAGCCAGUAGUUAGUGGGGAAUAUUGAAGCCAGUCACUCGAAGUGGUGACAUUUUUGGGAGCAAUAUGGCCACAAAGAGAAGCAGCCUCUCUGACUUGAACCAAGACAAGUACGAUGGUGACGAGCACAUCAAGAUUAUCUGUCUGGGAGACAGUGCUGUUGGGAAAUCCAAGUUAAUGGAAAGAUUCCUGAUGGACGGAUAUCGCCCCCAGCAGUUGUCCACUUAUGCACUUACAUUGUACAAGUACACCACCACUGUCAAUGACAAGACUGUCCUAGUGGAUUUCUGGGACACGGCGGGCCAGGAACGUUUUCAGAGUAUGCACCCAUCAUAUUACCAUAAGGCACAUGCUUGUAUAAUGGUAUUUGACGUCCAGCGGAAGAUAACUUACAAAAACCUUAAUAACUGGUACACAGAGCUGAGGGAGUCUCGGCCAGAAAUUCCAUGUGUGGUUGUUGCUAACAAAAUAGACGCUGAUCUGAAAAUCACACAAAAAAGCUUCAACUUCGCCAAGAAACAGGGGCUACCCUUUUAUUUUGUGUCAGCAGCGGAUGGCACCAAUGUUGUCAAGAUGUUUCGGGACACGAUAAAGUUAGCGGUGUCAUACAAACAGAACACUAAUGAUUUCAUGGAUGAAGUCAUGCGGGAACUGGAGAACUUUGACUUGGAAGUAAAGGAAGACAUUGUUGCCAAAGAUGGCGACCAGUCAAAAGAUGAGAAAUCCCAAUCGCCGUGAUGAUGUUUGCCAAGGGAAGGAGCAUUGAUAAUAGAGUGAAGACUCGGAUACACUCUUCUCUACAUUGCAGGAAGAAACUCGGCUCUGAACUUUCAACUUUUAACACUCAUCUCUACACACUGAGUAAGGAAGCUACUUCAUAGCUUGGCUGAUUUAUAAGUGUGAUGCAAAUUCAAUUCCAGGCCUGCGAAAGAGUUUGUUCUCCCAUGUUCUCCUCAACCCUCACUCAAGCUGUACACCUAUUUAACAAAAAAAGCUGGGGCAAAAGCGGCAAUUGUAUAGAUUUUGGGCGAGGCCAGAGCAGAGUGAGAACAACGCAAUGUCUUGCAGCUUUGAUAUGUAUAUGCCAUGACAUGUCUGUGUCCAUUCUCUUUGCUCAUGAAUAGCAGUGCACAAAAAUUGUUCCCCAAUCCCAAGGUCUGUUGUUCUAGAGAUCUGACGCUGCACUUGAAAACUUGAUGUCUGUUGUGUGACCUCUUGGCUUGAUCCCUUACCACGGGGCUUUUUAAAAAAUAUUGUGGAGUUGCUCUCAUCAGUGCUGCGUGAAAAAGAAAAACAACUGGUUUGGAAUCCUCUGGGCCACUGGAUGGGGUAAAGCACCUCUUGGUGUUGUACUGUUCCCAGCCACUAAUUCAGGUCACCUUUGCCAAGCCUCUGUACCAUUGAUGUAUCAUUGAACUGUGAAAAGGAGAAGAAACUGGAGUUUCUGCUUCUAAUUAUUACCCAGAGUCUCCUGUUGGAAAGUUUAAGUGUGUUUGUGUGCAUCGAAAUUUAAUGAAUAUAUGAUUAACUUGGGCUGUCAUCCACUGCACAGAGGUGUAGCUUGCCUGCAAACAGUCCCUGAGCCCUUUGUACAAGGUAUUAUCGGAAGGCAAAACUCAUAGAAUCCAUACCCAAGUGGGAGUCAGCAUCUUCAGAAGGGUGAGAAAAGUUCGAAGUGCAAGUUCUGCACUGUAGCUAUGUUUAUUUUUUAUGCUUGAUGGACUUUGUAUUGCUCAUCUCUAUGUACUAUGUAUCAACUCAGUGUGGAAUUAAUUAAAAAAAAUCCAAAUACUCUG
This is a messenger RNA of Rhincodon typus (whale shark), 3364 nucleotides long. RefSeq names its product RAB, member of RAS oncogene family-like 2 (gene rabl2). Gene Ontology annotation, molecular function: GTP binding; GTPase activity. The record is from RefSeq and is a predicted model, not a curated record. NCBI's taxonomy places the organism in Eukaryota, Metazoa, Chordata, Chondrichthyes, Orectolobiformes, Rhincodontidae. The coding region runs from base 1635 to 2306 and encodes 223 amino acids. Gene Ontology annotation, cellular component: Golgi apparatus; endosome. The transcript is spliced from 8 exons.